AUGUCUUGUACUCAACAAACAUUUACGUGGAAAGUCAGAGAUGAUCUGGACAUUGGAUUAUAUUCUCUAAAGAUAGCUUACAAUUCUUCAUCCGAGCCUCCAGAGCGUACAAAGAAGGUUGGAGAAAUGAGAAUUAGUUCUGCAACCAUUAAAGAAUGCAAUUUUGUGGACGGAAUCUGCAGCUGGAUGAAAGUGAAAACCAACAUUAGGAAUUGCUGGAAAAGACACGAGACAGAUGAUAUUGGUUAUAUUGUGAUAGAUGGUAAAUGCUCUGCGAUGCUUGAGACGGAUCUUUUACCCUGGCAUCCUGUCUUUAAGAAAACUGGUUUGUGUUUAAGAUUGUCAUAUCUGAUGAAUUCGACGUCCAAGAGUUGGUUGUCUGUGUCAAAAGUCACUGUAAAUGGUGAAGCGGAGAUACUUUGGAACGCAACUGGAUAUCACGGAGCAGAAUGGAAACAAGGGUCAGUUCCACUCCAUAAUGAAACAAGGCAAAAGAUACAACUUUAUGGCAAAGGUGAUGUCAACGGAAAUGCAAGCAUUGCUGUCGCAUCUAUAAACAUUAUAACGGAGAAAUGUAGUACCUUGCCAUAUUAUGCAACUCCAGGACUAAAAUGCAAAGACGAUCAAUUUCAAUGCGACAAUAAAGAGUGCAAAGAAAAAGAAGUGAGGUGUAAUGGUGACUAUAAGGAUUGCGUUGAUAAGUCUGAUGAAAAAGAUUGCGUCUGCCCCUCAAAUCAGUUCUUGUGCUCAAGCAAAGAAUGUAUAAUUCGUGAGCGACUAUGUGAUGGCCCGCCAAAAGACUGUAAAGAUGGCUUCGAUGAAAUCCAUUGUUUCCCAGAAUGUAAAGACAAGUAUCAGUGUGUUGGAGGAACUUGUAUAGAUUGGUUAGAUACUUGUAAUAAUGAAACUUUUCAUUGUCCUGAUAGCUCACACAAUCCAUCAAUCUGUGAUAACACUAACUGUACUUUAAGAGACAUUGGAUGUGAAUCUCUCAACAAUAAUAAUGAUUCAGCUAGCAAGAAAAGUCAAUGCAGAACUUUUUCUAUGUGCUCAUUUGAAAGCGGACUUUGUGGCCUGAAGAAUGACCAAAAUGUCAAGUUGAGGUGGAUAAGAAAAGAAGGAAAAACUAAAUCUCAAAAUACUGGACCGUCAUUUGACCACACAUCUCGGAAAGGCAAAUAUGUUUAUAUCGAGUCAUCAGGAGGAAACACCGGAGAUAAAGCAAGACUUGCAAGCGACUGGUUAAGAGCUGAGGAACCCCUGUGUUUACAAUUUUGGUAUCAUAUGUUUGGUAAAGAUAUCGUCUCAUUAAGGAUAUUAAUGAAAACCAACCUAUCAGAAACUUCUGUUUGGCUCAACAAUGGCAGUCAAAACGACGAAUGGAAAUUUGGUCAGACGCCUUUAAAUCCCGACGGAUUAAAUAUGUACAAGAUCAUCUUUGAAGGAGAAAUUGACGGUGACGAAGGUGACAUUGCUAUAGACGAUAUUAGGCUAGAAGAUGGUUUAUGUCUAAAACACAUUGAAUAUAGCAGAUUUCCUCCAUAUUGUUGCAUAGAUUUUGAAUGGAAUAAACACUCAUCAUCCAACUGUAAGUAAUAUAAAAAUAACACCU
This is a messenger RNA of Exaiptasia diaphana, 1612 nucleotides long. RefSeq names its product MAM and LDL-receptor class A domain-containing protein 1. NCBI's taxonomy places the organism in Eukaryota, Metazoa, Cnidaria, Anthozoa, Actiniaria, Aiptasiidae. Gene Ontology annotation, molecular function: protein binding. Gene Ontology annotation, biological process: nervous system development. The transcript is spliced from 12 exons. The record is from RefSeq and is a predicted model, not a curated record. Gene Ontology annotation, cellular component: membrane. Bases 1 to 1596 code for a protein of 531 amino acids.